Bradysia coprophila is the source of this 3908-nucleotide messenger RNA. RefSeq lists its product as uncharacterized. The record is from RefSeq and is a predicted model, not a curated record. NCBI's taxonomy places the organism in Eukaryota, Metazoa, Arthropoda, Insecta, Diptera, Sciaridae.
AUCGAGUCAUCAGCUGACAUCAUCAACACAAUAUUUUCGUCGGAUGUAUUUUAUUUGAUUCGAGCAAAUAAAUUCAUUCAGAAAAUUGCAACAGGCCGGCACGCAGUGAAAAAAUUUCAUUUUGCCGUGUAUCAGGAAGAAUGUCGUCACAAAUCGUAAUGGAUCUUGGCGGCUUAUUGCCGAUGGCUGAGAAACGAAAAUUGUUGAAUCAAUUUAUGUUAAAAGUCGAAGCGAAUCAAGUGGAUAACAUUUUGCAAAGUUCAAAAAAUCUACCGGCAACGCAAUACAAUUUGCUAAAGUUCUUGUUGGCCGAUAAAUUUCAUCGGUUCGAUUUGAUCAUUGAAUUACUGUACGAUGGUGACUCGUCGAUUAUCGGUCCGGCCACAUCAAAAUUAUGGUUGUAUGAAGGGGCCGACAGCCCGUUUAGCGAUGGUGAUUUCCUAAUCAACAAACUGUUUCCGAAUGUUUCCUAUAAUUGUCGACAGAAGGUGUUGUAUCGAAUCGGUCGUCAUAUUCAGGACGAACAGAAAGCCGACCAAAUAUGGAAUUGUGUGGAACAGAAGUACGGAUUUCAUGUGGCCUUUCCGCUUCUACAAGCUUGCACAAGGGACAAAAUCACUACAUUGAUUACGAGCAGAAAAGUCGAACUGUUGGGUUAUCAAUUGGUACAAAUACUGAAAAAGUAUCCGGACAUCGGGCUGGACUACAUAAAGCAUCACUUCACCAACAUUGGCGGCUCUUCCACCAAUUCGUAUCGAUCACCAUUGGUUUAUUUGUACGACAAUCAUCGAGACGAUUUUCUGGACCUGUGCAUCAACCAUCCCGACAAAAUGAAUUCGUUCAAAUUCGGUAGAGGUCGAUCGACGAAAAUAAUUCGCGAAUACCGGACAAAGUUACUGGAGAAGCCAGCUGAAACGUCUUCGCUUCUGAAAUUCGACCGACUUCGACGAGAGUUUAAGCCCAGCGAGUUUCAAAUGUUUUUCGAGUUAUCAUUCGGCAAAGUUCCGUCACUGGCAAGUGUGAAUAUGACCGAUGUCUGGAAAUGGGCGAACACGGUUCCGGUUGAUCAACGCAUUGAUAUGAUCAAGCGAGCAUUCAUGAACUUGUUUCAAGUGAAUUUGGAUGAAAGUUUCGAGUAUCUGGAUGUGCAGUACAUUAUUCUGCUGCCGAAUGAGAAACGGCUGGCGGCCAUUGAGUGGAAAAGUGAAAACGAUCAAAAUUACAGCUGGCAAUUCAGAGAUUUGUACGUGCAUUACUUCAGCGACGAUGAUAAGAAACGUGCGUAUUUGCCACUGAAACCGAUCAGUCAUUCCGUACCGGAAUUACAGAAAUUACUUCUCAUCGAGCAGGACGUUAGUAAGCGCGCAACUUUGAGUAAAUAUUUGCUGGAAACGUGUUACAUCAACACCGAUCUGUCGCAACUAUUGAAUGUCCUUCUGCUAUUGAGCAAACGCUGUCGUAACGAUCAGUGCGAGGUCCGAAUAAUGAUCUUCAAUGCGCUGGAGCUGAUGAUAAACAAAAUGGAAUUUGCUAAGGAGCACUGGGAUGUUAUCAUUGAAAUGAUUCAGGUCUCACUCGUAUUUGCCGACGCGCGCGAUUACAGCGAUAACAGCAAGGAAAAGUUACUGGAAAAGUGCAUUGCAUUUCAUUUAACGGCCAAACUACCGUUAAACAACUUGGUGGCCAUGUACAUAAAAUUGAAAAUUAAGACCGGCUCAACUGCUUGGACAAAUAGUUUCGUUAAGAGUGAAACGGACAGACGGAACUUGUUGGUAUUGUAUGCCAAAGAAUUGGAAAAUCUGCAAGUAGCAAACGAUCUCCGUUCACACGAUGGAACUGUUUUGGAAGGAGAACGACUGUCAGAAUUCGUCGCUAACCUCAUCGAAGAAAUUUGCAAAUUCAAUAAAGUGGCAGCGAAUGCCUCUCCAAAAGUCGAACCCAUUUUGUUCGCGUCGAAUCAAUGGUUAAGAACGAGUCUCGAAAGAAUUGCAAAAGAAGAAGAGGAUCGAAUCAACAAAAAGUCAAACGUUCCACAAUCGCACUAUUCAUGGAACUUCGCCAGGCAGUUGGUCAACAUCGUGCAAGCAUUGCGAAAAGAAGAAAAUCUCUCGCUGGAUGUUGGACUAAAUGAUUCGGAGACUUUGUUUUCAAAAAUACUUCACACUUCGCCUUGCAGUUCCAUUAUCAAGUAUUUCAUUGCCAAAAAUCCAUCGCUUCUUAUGGAUAACUGGCCGUCGACCCUGGCAAAAAUGCUGAAAAGCGAAUCAGGCCUUCAAUUUAUGAAGAAUUUGCAGGCAUGGAACUACUCAAAUCUCACCGGUCCAGCCAUUAAAGUAUGUCAAGAGAUCAUCGAUCAAACAUUGGACCAUGAUUUGGACGUUACGAUUCAACAGAAGUGCAAUGCUGUAUCAGUGCUCUCUGUCUUAAGCAAACCUGCUGACUUUCUGUCGUUUGCCGAACGAUUUUAUCCAGAAGACAGUAAGGUGGACGUAUUUGCUGACAAUUCAAAGGAGGAAUAUCAAAUCCGACAGGCGAUUGCCAAAUCUCUGGUCAAUGUCAGCGUAUCACACUUAGCAUUCCCAGCGGUAGAGAAAUUCUGUGUCGGCGACUACCUAAAACUAGCUGUUGCCGCUCUGUACUCGCAUUCAGGCCGGGCCUCUGAAGUUAAAACGUUAGAGUUUCUGCGACAAAAACUUGUUAAAUCACCGGUGAGCCUUAAAAAACACAUCAUCCGUCUCUACUACGUCAUCGGCUCUGUGGAACAGAGAAUCGCUGCUUUCAAAGACAUCGACAGUUCCAAUAUCACUAUCCGAUUCGAGAUAUUCUGCAGAGCUAAUAAGUUGUUCAGAUCCAGUCCAUCGCAGGAAACGUGGGCAAUUUUAAAAAAUGCCAUGGACACUGUGACCGAAGAAGACGCAACAAUCGUUCAACUUUUGUACACAAAACCAAAAUUAGAAACCUUUCCAAUGGAAUACAUAUCCGAGUUUAUCAUCGCCUGCGUAACAGCUUUAAGGAAAGUAAAACUGGAACAUGUGGCCACGUUUAUGGCCCAUCUCGAAGUUAUAAUGGACCAGAUACCGGAAAAGACACUGGACGAAAUUAUCUUGCACAAGCACGCCGAGCAAACAUCUUUCAGCUCUUCGUUCUGCGUGAAAUAUAUUCAAAAUUCUUCAACUGAAUCAAUAGCAGAACAUCGGCUUACAAACAUGUGGCUUUUGCUCGUGAGUGUAAUACGAAAUGGCUGGGAUACAAAAACCCCACGACCUUACGAUUCAAAUAAUUUCGAUUACCCGACCCGGCAGUCUGUCUUCGGAUUCGUAUCGAAUUUAUGCGAGAGUCGAAUGGAUGACGCAUCAAAAGUGUGGCUGAAGACAAAAUCCCUCCAGACUUUAAUCGAGAAGUUCAAGGUUGAAUCGGCGACUAAGUUCUUUAAAGAGAUUUUGUAUAUUGAGCUUGGAUUGUUGAUGAUGUCAGAUGGGGAGAAGCGCGGAAUGAGCCGACUAAAACCAUUCGGUCAGAACUUGGCCCGUUUUACAGAUAAUUUUGUAGCGAAAUAUGGAGGAGAAAUCGUGUUGAUACUCAAGGAUGUUGUCGGUGAUUACGUGGAAAAAUGUUUCGCCGAUGAGUUCGUCCAAAAUGUAGGAGCAGUUGUUGAGUUGGUGGAUGGUAUUCUCGAAACGAGCAAGACAAGGGCAAAUCAAAUUAUUUCGAUCUUUUUGCUGCGUAGUGCUAAUCCGAAAUCGGGCAACUUGGUGGCUACUUUGAAGAAAAUCCAAAUUGUUCUACAGGAAUCAGAUGAUGUCGUUGCACAAAUGUACGCCGGAUGGCUAACCAACUAAAAUGUUGUACAGUCUUGUGAUCUAUUGCCUUUUUGUAUUAAAAUAAAUUGUUUUUGCUUUCUAUGGAAA